Molecule: messenger RNA, 936 nt
Organism: Diaporthe citri
Lineage: Eukaryota; Fungi; Ascomycota; Sordariomycetes; Diaporthales; Diaporthaceae
Exons: 1
Coding region: 1-936 (311 amino acids)
Biological process (GO): 'de novo' IMP biosynthetic process
Cellular component (GO): cytoplasm
Molecular function (GO): phosphoribosylaminoimidazolesuccinocarboxamide synthase activity
Source: RefSeq, a predicted model, not a curated record
AUGACCGACCAAGUCCUCAAGAUCGACAUCAAGUCGCUGCCGCGCGUCGCGUCGGGCAAGGUGCGCGACCUGUUCGACCUCGACGAGAAGACGCUGCUCUUCGUGUCGUCGGACCGCACCUCGGCCUACGACGUGGUCAUGGACAACGGCAUCCCCGGGCGCGGCGCCAUCCUCACCAUGAUCAGCGCCUUCUGGUUCCGCGUGCUGUCCGAGAGGGUCCCCGGGCUGCGCACCCACUUCGUCACCCUGGACCCGCCCGCGGGGCGCCUGACGCCCGAGGAGGCGGCCCUCGUGCGCGGCCGCAGCAUGCAGGUGCGCAGGUUCAAGGUGUUCCCCGUCGAGGCCAUCGUGCGCGGCUACAUCACGGGGUCGGCGUGGGCAGAGUACCAGGAGAGCGGCACCGUGUGCGGGCUCGCCAUGCCGGCCGGCCUGCGCCAGUGCGAGGCGUUCCCCCAGGGCCCCAUCUACACGCCCUCGACCAAGGCGGAGCUGGGCCAGCACGACGAGAACAUCAGCCCGGAGCGCGCGGCCGCCAUCAUCGGCGACGCGAGGCUCGCCGCCCGCGUCGAGGAGCUGGCCCUGGCCGUGUACAAGGCCGGGCGGGACUACGCCGCCGGGCGGGGGAUCCUCAUCGCCGACACCAAGUUCGAGUUCGGCCUCGACGAGGAGACGGGCGAGGUCAUCCUCGUCGACGAGUGCCUGACCCCGGACUCGAGCCGCAUGUGGCCCGCGGACAAGUACGAGGUCGGCCGCGACCAGGAGAGCUUCGACAAGCAGAUCAUCCGCAACUGGCUCACGCGCGAGGGGCUCAAGGGCAAGCAGGGCGUCGAGCUGGCCGAGGACGUCAGGGAGGGCACGCUGCAGAAGUACAAGGAGGUCUUCCAGAGGCUCACCGGGAAGUCGUUUGAGCAGGCGCUGGCGGAAGAAAUCAAAUGA